AUGGCAGCCCAAAAGGAUUACUACGCCGACCUUGGGAUGCCGCGUGAUGCGGACAUUGAGGCAAUCAAGAAGCAGUAUCGAAAGUUGGCGUUAAAAUAUCACCCCGAUAGGAACAGCGGCAACGAGGACGAAGCUAUUGCCAAGUUUCAAAUCAUCCAGGAGGCUCAUGAGAUCCUCUCGGAUCCAACCUCAAAGGCGAAAUAUGACGCUACUCUGGGAAGGGGCCGAUAUCCCGGGGCCUCGGGUGUGAGGGGAAACCCUUGGGCCGAUGUUGGCCAACAGUUUCCCACGCCUCCACGACGAACACCGGCCGCGAGAAACGCAACCUCAGGGGCGCAGCGGUGGCAGACAAGAUUCUCGAGCGGGGUGCCCCCCACGGCAAAACAAACUUUUGGAUCCGAUCCAAAUGCGAAAAAGAACGCUGCCAAGGCGUUUGAGAACAUGCGCAAGAAUACACGGGGCGAACCUCGUCCAUCUGAGCCGCCUCCACCGCCUCCACGACAACCACCAAGAACGGAAUCGGCGAGACAACGACAAGAAGCCUCUUUCGGCUCCAGGAAGUCUGGUUACUAUCCUCGGUCGACUAUGCCUGGGGACGAGCCCCCUGUAUCAAAUGCAAAUUACACCAAUUCUGAACGACGGAAUGUACCACAGCCCCCGCCUCGAAAGCCAGUGCCAAGCCCAAUGCCCGAUCCGUUAGGCCAGUUUAGGGAGAAAGGAGCCUCGUCUGAUUCACGCCACGGUACGUCUUAUACUUCUCGAGGAGGGGAAAAGACAGAUCCUUUUGCUGCAGUGCCGUUAGGCCGCGCUAAGAACGCUCGCGACGGCAACCUUGCUGACGAGGGAUCUGCUUCAGAUGACAAUCAGCGCAGCUCUAAUGUUCCAAGACGACCGACUCAAGAAGAGCGGGAUGCAAAUCUUCGAGUACCGACAGAUGGAGGCCAACAUUCUCAAAGUGCGGACGAGGGUACGGGAACGUAUACCAAUACGUCGCCUGAGUCACGGGCCGACGCGAGAUUCGACGCCGAUCCUACAAACGAGACUGCGAAAUCUCCUAUGGAGGAUAAUUCUUACGUACCAUUAGCAAUGGGCAACAAGGAUGAACCUACUAUGUAUGAAACUCCUCUUAAUCACCAUCGUCAUAAAGUGUCAAUCUUUUCCACAUAUCCAGGCUCCACAAAACCUGGGAAGGCGUGGACAUCUCCGACAGCCGGUCUUGAUAGUUCAGGAACCGUGUAUCAACAAAGGUCUCCGAGUGGGAAAAAGGGUGGCAGUGUCACACUUUUGUCGUUUGAGCGACAACAGACCAAUAUCUUGAAUAGGCUUAUCAACAAUAAGGAAGGCCUUCCGUGGCUCACGGAAGAAAAAGAAUGCAUUUUGUCAACGGAUUGCUACACAGAGACAUCGAAACAUGCACAAGCAGCUAACCGAACCCGAUCACAUAGCUUUAGCUUCCCUAUAAACGAUGACACUUUUGCGGAGACUCCAAACGUGCCUGGCGGACACAGCUUCGCGAAGAGUAGCCUUGAUGACAUAAACACCAGUUUUGUCAAGGACGACAACUCGAACACGUAUCAGUUCAAUGCAGGCACGACUGAAGAGGACGCCAAUGUGGGUUUUAUGCCCUCUUCGUGUACUCAACGAGCUCGUCACUCGACGAUCAAGCGUCCAACCAUGCGUCACAGUGAUAGUGCUAAUACAACCUCUCAUGCUGCGCAGGUCGAGGGUGGUUUUAAUCCCGAUGGAUGGAGCGACAAAUUCAAUGCUCAGACGUUUGUCCCACAGCCACAACCUGGCCCGUCUGCUUCGCCAACACGCGCUAGCCGCACCAACUCCAGGAAACAAAAGAUUAGGCCGAUGGCAGGGACAGCAGCGACAGUUGAAGAAAGCAGUAGCGAAGACGAGACCUACGAAUGGCGCGGAAGAAAUGCACAGGCGCAAGAGCAGGCACCAGCGACUGAUAGCCCGCAGGCUAUGGAUAUCGAUUCGCCGAUGUCCUCUGGUGCAUCUGCAACUCAAACGGCACGAAAUAUCCCUGUCGAGCCAUCUCGACCAGAAUGGCGUGCUGGGAAAGUAGCUGGCGGCAUGGCUGACGAUGAAAAGCCACAGCGACCGGCAAAAGUUCCUCUGGACGUAAAUGCUGCGGGUUCGGAAGAUAGUGAAGAGUUUAGGGCGAAUUUUGCAGAUCUUAAGAAUGUUCCGCCCUUCUCCCAGCAAAAAGUAGGUCUCGAGUCUUUCGACGGAAUGAAGGAUAAUUUACCUUUCGAGAGCAAAGCAUCUGACGGUCCACGAGCCAAGGUACCAAGACCUGUACCUUUGGAGUUUCCCUCGGUCCCACUGGCACCCCGUCUGCCUCCCACGGUCGCUAUCGACGGGAUGAAACCAAACACUGCCUCCUGGACGAAAUAUGUUGGCGAUUUUGAAAGUUACUUGCGACAAUGGGACACGUUCAACGGGCUAGUUGUUGAUCAUUUCGCUACUAGAAAGUUACUGAUUGAGAACACGAGAGCCAGCAAGGGAUAUGGCUUUUUGGCAGCUCGGGGAGAUGCCGAUUUACAAGCGUAUUAUAGCUGGGUUCAGCAGGAUAACGAUGUGCGAAGACAAUGGGUCAGUGUAUGCGAGGAGCAUGAAUCACGGAUGCGAGAAUUUAUGGCGUUCAGAGACAAGAUGAAGGACAGUCGCGCUUGA
Metarhizium brunneum ARSEF 3297 is the source of this 2688-nucleotide messenger RNA. The record is from RefSeq and is a predicted model, not a curated record. NCBI's taxonomy places the organism in Eukaryota, Fungi, Ascomycota, Sordariomycetes, Hypocreales, Clavicipitaceae.